UCCCUUUCUUUUCUCCUCCUAAUUUCUCCUGGCCAUGAAGGCAGCAGCAGAGCAUCUGUAAGAGCAGGAUGCUGAGGAGGACCAGUGGCAAAGAUCUCUUCCUCUUGGGUACUCUAAGGAUGCUACCCAGCUAAAAGAAUGGUGGGCACUCAGGGCUCGUUCUCUGGUCCCAUGGGAUUUGCUUGUUUCCAUGCAAACUUCUCUUCCAACAUGAAAUGUCGGAUGGGGCUUCCCGUGUACAUUGCCAUCUGCUUUGUUCUUCUGAGCCUCUGCAGCUUGCAAUCUCUUGCCUUUCGAAGUCCAGAGGGAAGGCACAUAAGAGGACUGCAAAGAUCCUUACCAGAAGGCUUAGAAGACACGGCCAAUGGGAGCAUUUCAAGCCAAGAAAGUAACUUCAGCUCACCUUUGCAAACAGCCAGUACUCCUGUCUCCAAAAGGCUGUAUGGAGACUCAGCAGAACCAUCUGAGAGUUCGAUGUACACAGCCACCACCAUUAAAACAACAUUGCAAAGCAUUUUGGGUGUCUCAGGUUUCUUGGGACGCCAGAGUUUGGAUGUUUACAGCACUGUAGAGACAGGGAUUGGUGAAAGCAAAAGGCAGUUCCAUACUAGUGGACCCAAUAAGGAGCUGAGUCAGAAUGGACCAGCCAAGGCCACAGCGGUGACUGCUCCAGUUUUUAACAUACAUGGAGAUCUCCCGAGCAGUGCCACAAGAGAGACAGCUAGUGAUGGUGGAGCAAGACCUACCUCUACAGGGAAUCCAUAUGGGGAUGUUUUUAUGCCCAUUAUCCCAGAAGGAGGAAAAAGGAUCAGCGAUUCAGCGACCGCCCAACCAACCAUGCAAGGAAAAAUGGCAAGUUUUCCUGGUACAAUGGCCAGUGAUCACACCACAAACCCUUCCCCUCCAAUUCGCCAGUCGGUAGGUUCUGAGCAAACACCAAACAGAGAUGGACUCUUGGUUUCAGCAAGCGCAGGUUCUAUUGCAAAGCCCACUGAUGGCAGUAGAGGUUUGGAAGUGGAAGUCUCUGAUAGUCAGGGCCACUCAAAAUGGGCCCCUGGCACUCCUACAAGUGUUCCUGCUGCGGUGCCACUGAGCGACGACUGGGAUGAUACAAAACUGGUACCCGGCAGUCAAGCAAGAGCUAUGCUGCCAGAGGCAGCAAACCAGCUCCAUGUGGUCACUGAACUUUACCCGCCAGCAGAAAGAGAAAAAGAAGAAGAAGAUGAUGAUGUGAAAAGGGUCCCACCACCAAGAAUUUUGGCAAUCCCAGCAAAAGAAAGCAAAGGUGCUGAGGUUGGCUCAGACUUGGCAUCUACACAGGUGGGAGAAUCCGCUACUCUCUCAGCCAGUCUGGAUUUUGUCCAUGGUACUCAUCCAUCAGUGAAGGCUGAAGAUGCUGCUGGAAAUAUGGGGGGAAAGGCAGGCCCAGUUGUGACAAACCAUCCCAGGUCGAUUCCCGAGACUGCUACCACAACCGACGUGACCAAAUCCGGUGUCUUCCAAACCCAAGGAGUCCCAUUAAGAGGCAUCACAAAAGAGGUAGCAACAACAUUUCACAACUUUGAUGACCUUUUACCGGGUGUGACACCUGGAGGCUCCAUUACCCAGGAGGCUACAGGACAACAUCAGGUGACAGAGGAAGAAAGAGAGACGGUAACCCCAAUUCCAACCAUUUCCAGCGUAUCCCCGCUGUUGAAGAAGUCAGAAAUCUCUGCAAGUACUGCAUCCCCUGUUGACACUCAUUUUAUUGUUGGUGAAACACUGGAUGCUACAGAGCGUGCCACAGCUCUAGGAAAGGUGGAGGUCACUUCCAUCGCUGAAGCGCCCACAUCUCCAGCUGAACUAAGAGUUUGGAAAGAAGAGAUUCUUGGAGCGAAUGAAGCCAUGGCUGCCCCACCUUCCUUGGUAUCAGCCACAAGGAAGACCACCGUUCCUGCCACGCACCAGAUAACCACAGCUGCUACCUAUGAGCUGGAUAGGCUGGAAUCAGAAGAGGAAGAGGAGGAAGAAGAGGAGGAAGAAGAAGAGGAAGAGGAGGAACCAGAUGAAGAGGAGGAGGAGGAGGAGGAAGAAGAUGAUAGUGAUGAUGAUAGAGACCUAAACUCUAUGGAUGGAGGUUUGGAUGGAAAUGCUGACCUGUCCAGUUUCACAAUUCCUGGAGAGACCUCACAAGAUCCCUUGGAAGAGCUGGAGAAUCCUGCGGGAGAGCUAUCUGGAGUCUCUUAUCAAGUGCCAAGUGCAAUUGAAUGGGAACAGCAGAACCAAGGGCUUGUGAGAAGCUGGAUGGAAAAGCUGAAAGAUAAGGCAGGUUACAUGUCUGGGAUGUUGGUGCCAGUGGGAGUUGGCAUCGCUGGAGCUCUUUUCAUCUUGGGAGCUCUCUACAGCAUCAAGAUUAUGAACCGCCGACGCAGAAAUGGAUUCAAGAGACACAAGCGAAAGCAGAGGGAAUUUAACAGCAUGCACGACCGAGUGAUGCUUUUAGCCGAUAGCUCCGAAGAUGAAUUUUGAAUCAGGCUGCAGUGCCGUGUCGUCCUACUCUCGAGUGACUCUCUCUUUCUUUCAAAGGAGGUGGGCCAAGAGAAGGCAUUUCUGCUGCAUCACAGCUGCCAAUCACAUAUCCGCACGGCAGUGGCAGUUUAUACAACCUGUCCCCAAAUGAAACCACACACAGACACCCACACCAAUAAGAGCAUGCUGCAGUGCAAGUGUAACACACAAUUAAGUUUUUUUUUAAGCCAAUACUAUGGUGGUGCAACUUCAUUGUUAUGUGCUGCAUGUCAUUCAGAGAUAAAGCAGACAACGGAUGCAGCAGCACAGAGGAUGGAUGAAGAUAACAAGUCCAUUAUUUUCCAUUUUGGUCAACAGUAAUUGAGCUGUCAUCAUUCUGGUUAUAGGUACUGGGGAAAGCCUUCAGUCCAGAUAAAUCCUUUUUCUUACUGGGAAGCAAUGUCUUUUAAAAUGUUGCAUUACCUGAGCUGACGUUUAUAGUUUCUAAAAUUAACAGCUUUGUUUAAUUAAUGAAGUGCCAUCUCGAAAUAGUCUAUCUCAUCAGCAAGGUAGUAACUAGAUAGAAUAUGAUCAACAGACACAGUGAUACAUAUAGGACAUUACACUUAGGGCUGAACUAGACAGUGAUGUGGAAAAUGCAUGACGCCUUUCUUUUUUUAAAAGUGGCAAAGUAGCUUUGAAGGAGGACGAAGGGAGCAGAAGAGCAGCUGGAAGGGUGCAGUUGUACUUUAUGCUUUGCCUACUUGUAACUUUUAUGUUCCCCCUUUCAGCUUUAUUUCACAUCCAUUGGGAAAGACAUGACGGACCUGCCUCUUUUUCCACAGAUGGGUGGGAUGUGUGCAUGUUCAUUUCUAUGGAAUAGAUGGCAGGAAGUGCAAGGGUUAAACAUUUCCUUCCACUUGCUGCACCUCUUCUUAAAAUGACAACUCCCCAAACCUGCUUUUCCAAGUUAAAGAAAAAUAGCAUUCACACAUUUUCCACGUUCCAUCUAAUUUGGCCUUCUAAGCAUGCUGGCUUUAGUGAGGACAGCAGAUUUAUCAUACAAGAUAAAUAACUAAUUGCUGCAGACUAGGGCUGGAAUCUGAUGCACACUGAUUGGAAGCAAGUCUUAUUCAGCUCCAUGAGAUGCGCAUAGGAUUGUGUGCUGUAAAGGUUGCACACCCAUAGGUGUACAUCAUUUGAUUAUUACUCAGCACUUGCAGCUGAAAAUGGCUGAAUGGUCUUCACUGUAUUUCAAGGUGGUAUGGAAGUCAUCUGUGGGUAUCUGCAGGGACUUGUCCAAACAUUCAGGUCAUCACAUCAAACCUGGUCCAGCAAGUGAUGUUCCCAAACUUUUGAUAGUUGGGGUGCGGUGCUGAUUUUGUUCCCUAUAUGAAAACUGGGAGGGCACCUUUCUUUUGUGCUCAGAAAGAGAGGGAUGUGUACAGUUUGGAAAUGUUGCUUUUUGGAUUCCAGUUCCCAGCAUGCCCCAGUCGUGGCAACUGGUCACUCAUUACUCAGCUUGAACAUGUAGGAUGUAGCUUCACAGGCCCAUAUUGGGAGGUUCUUGGGCUGUGGUUUGGUUCUCCUUGGUUUACACCAUGCAACCUCCUAGAUAUUGUUGCACUGCACCUCCCAGCAUCCCUUACUAAAGGUUGUGAUGGCCAGGGGUUCUGUGAUUUGCAGUCCAACAGCACCUGGAGGUCCCAUGAACCUUCCUGGUUUUCUAUACUGGCUAGCAGCAGCUCUCCAGGAUUUCUGAAAGGCUAAACUCAUGGUAUUUGGGGCUGAACUCUGGCAGUUUUAUAGGUGAAGCAGCUCUUCUCCCACUGAAUUGUGGGCAUUUGCCUGAUCACUGACAAGGGUAGGGGAAAUCUGACAGGUUUGGAAAAGGAACCUUUUGCAAGCUGUAAGAUAAGAGUAACAAAUGCGUUCAGCACAGGAGCUUAACAUUUUAAUAAAAUUUACAAGUACCCAAGAUAUACUUUUUGGGCUCCGUCCAAAGCUGAGUCCAAAGUCCAUUAUACAAGCUUUCAAAGCUUUCCUGGCUUCUCACUGCUUGUGGAUUUUUGAUUUUGUUGUAUUUUGCUGCACAGCCAGUAUAGCUAACCCUGAAUAUUUUUCCCCUUAAAAUUUCAAGGUGCUCUUCAGUUUUUUGAGCCAUGCUCGAAUGGUUUGGGAAUGACCGGCCAAAGAGUUCACUGACCUGUCCUUUGACAUUCAUUUCACAGCCCUUUGUCUUCCAUAGGUACGCUUGCGUGUGUCUCUUCCAUCAUUUGGAAACUCAUUUUAUUGGGUACGUUUUGGAGGGAAGGGUUUGUGACCCUUCCAAUUUGGGUGCAGAGAAGUGGAUUGGAGAAAGGGAGCCAAAGUGUGAAGAGUUAUGCUGUAAUGCACAGUAGUGCUAUCACUAGCAUUGGUAUCACCUUAAUGCAGUACCUCAUACUGUCACACCCAAACUGCUUGGCACACCCCCAGCCAGGCCAGUGGUCCCACAGGAGUAGAAUUGGACUGCUGAGGAAGAGAUACAGCCUCCUUAUUGUUGACAGGAAGGUGGACUAGGAUACCUGUGUCCUAGAUUAUUCUUCCUACCUUGCUUGCAGCUCCUGAAGGGGUCCAGCCAUCUGUCCAAACACAGUCCAGGCAGCCACCCAAAGGCUGGUUGCUACACAGCUGAUAGCAGAGAUGCAACAUUAGCUAAUGAGCAAGCAAACUAACAGAGCAGCUUACAGUCCAGCACUUACUUUGCUUAGCAAGCACAAGCCUUAAGUCCCAACCAAAGUUGAGUCACAAGCUUCAGGUCUGGCAACAGAGUUCAGCAAUAUCCAAGUCAAGUAAAUGGUAUCUGGUGCCAACAGCACUGCGUAGGUCGCACAGGAACAUGACAGGGAGCCAGGUAGGUCAGCCGUGGUGGCGCAGUGGUUAAAUGCCUGCAGUCACUCACUCACAAACCACAAGGUUGUGAGUUCAAUCCCACCCAGUCAGGAUCAACUCCGCCUUGCAUUCUUCUGAGGUUGCUAAACCGAGUAACCAGCUUGUUGGGCAGCAAUUAGCUUACACAUUGUAAACUGCUUAGGGAGUGCUUAAGUGCACUGAUAAGUGGUAUAGAAAUAUACUUGCUAUUGCUAUAACCCUUGACAACUCCUGGAAGGCAGGGCUGGGGAUUUAUAGAUCAGCAGCUCAAUGCAGCUGCUGCUUAUUAAUUGCUGCUUCUUAUAAAUCCUCUGAGACCUCCUCAAGCCCCCCCUUUGUUGUCUCUGCUUGGUGAAAGUAGGAAUUGGUAAGUUGUCUUCUAAAUCUGAAUGGGCAGGAUUCUCUUCCAGAGCUGGUCCUGCAUUCUGGUCUGUCUCUAAAGCUUGUAACUCUGGAACCUCCUCCAGCUCUGGUUCAGCAGCAGGUUCCAACAGGUCCACUGAGUCAGAGUCCAUUUCCAUGCUCUGGAAGCAGGGCAUGACAGCACUAUUUGGUGAAGGGCAUUGCCUCCAGGAGUUUGCUGUGGCAUGUUGACAAUUUCCUGGCCAUCUUCCUUGCUGCCUCCAGGCAGAUGGACCUGGUCUCCCUUCAAUAAGCAGAUCCAGGAGACACCCUCUUCUUAAGAUGUCACCCAGUGCAACCAGCACUCCCUAGAAACCAUUGAUGCACAGCACCCCACAGCAGUCUGAUAGUAAUCUGGAAGUAAGUGGGUGGAGAGCGAAGGGGGAAGUUCUAUGGGGUUCAUAGCUGUUACUGGUUUGUGGGAUAAUGCAAGGGCUGUGGAUGAACAAACAGAAGCCAGCAAAACCUCCCAUUCAAAAAAAGAGAGCAAUACAUAGCAGAGGAUGAACAGCAGGCCAGGGAGGAGAGGACUCAAAGCAAGAGAGGUGAGAUGGUGUGAAGCUUUCAAGCUUCUAGUCCAUAAUGGGAAAUUUUCAGCUGUGCCUGAAAAGCAAGAAAGGCAAGAUGGACUACAUUUGCUGAGACCUGUUCCUCAGGAGGACAGUGUCCUUUGGAUUACAGGUGACACAGCUCAGGGUACAGGACACAGCUCAGUCUGGCCAAAGGGAGCAGCAUGUUGCUAAGUCCAUUGAUGGUUAGACCCAAAGGGUUCAUUCUGCAGAAUAAGACCCAAGAUUAGCAUGCCCUCACAGAUGAAAACUGGGACAGAUUGUGACUUACCAGCAUCAGAGUGUUGCAAAAGCUAUUAAUGAGGAAGAAUACACAAGCUAGGAAAGGCUGCAGCAGUUUGCUUUUGCCUGAGCCUCCUGGGAAGGACAAGAUUCCUCCUCUUCUCAUCUUUUCUUCCUCCACUAAAUUAAUUGAGUGCAGAUUUAAUUAGCAAGGUGGAAUAUGCUGCCUUGGUGGGUGAUGGAGUCUCCUUCUUUGGAGGUUUUUAAUCUGUCCAUCUGUUGGAGGUGCU
Molecule: messenger RNA, 6883 nt
Organism: Sceloporus undulatus (fence lizard)
Lineage: Eukaryota; Metazoa; Chordata; Lepidosauria; Squamata; Phrynosomatidae
Gene: ARMH4
Product: armadillo like helical domain containing 4
Exons: 8
Coding region: 139-2508 (789 amino acids)
Source: RefSeq, a predicted model, not a curated record